Cynara cardunculus var. scolymus (artichoke) is the source of this 3074-nucleotide messenger RNA. RefSeq names its product protein argonaute 16. Bases 203 to 2917 code for a protein of 904 amino acids. The transcript is spliced from 23 exons. Gene Ontology annotation, molecular function: RNA binding; protein binding. NCBI's taxonomy places the organism in Eukaryota, Viridiplantae, Streptophyta, Magnoliopsida, Asterales, Asteraceae. Gene Ontology annotation, cellular component: cytoplasm. The record is from RefSeq and is a predicted model, not a curated record. Gene Ontology annotation, biological process: regulatory ncRNA-mediated post-transcriptional gene silencing.
AAGUAUUAACGUAUACAAAGUAUUACACACUAUUUUGGUACAUCGCAGCCACAUUAGCUGCGGUACGACUGGUUUGACUCUCGCUAAUCACUACCGCCGGGGCGAACGAAGCGGGAGAGAAUCAAAAACCCACUCUCUGUUCUUCAUUCUUCAUAAACCCUAAAUUUCCUCACAGUCAAAGGGUUCCGGUUGAUGUAUAAAGAUGGAGAUAGUAAAUGGUGAAGGUGCUAAUGGUUCCCCACCCAUACCACUGCCACCACCGCAGCCAGAGGUUAUACAACCCGAUGUGAAGAUAGAGCAAGCAGACCAUCCUAAGCGUUGUAUGAUCAGUAGGACUGGAUUUGGAAGUUCUGGAAAACACAUUUCACUGCUUGCUAAUCACUUCAAAGUUUCUGUCAAGAAUCCAGAAGAGAUAUUCUACCAGUACAGUGUAUCCAUCAGUUCUGAAGAUAACAGAGCAAUUGAGAGCAAAGGUUUAGGGAGAAAAAUUCUUGAUAAACUUUACCAAACAUACUCAUCUGAACUUUCUGGUAAGAGAUUUGCAUAUGAUGGAGAAAAGAGCCUGUAUACUGUUGGGCCUCUCCCACGAAACAAGUAUGAGUUCAUGGUUGUAUUAGAAUAUUCAUUUGGAAAAAGUGGAAGCCCUUCUCAUGAUGGGAUUCUCAGUGAAUCUGGUAAAAGGUCAAGACGCUCUUUCCAGGAGAAAACUUACAAAGUAGAAAUCAGCUAUGCUGCUAAAAUACCAUUAAAAUCGGUUUGUCUUGCUCUUCAAGGAUCAGAGACAGAAAAACUCCAAGAUGCUCUAAGGGUUCUUGACAUCAUCUUGAGACAACAAGCAGCUCAAAGGGGAUGCCUUCUGGUCAGACAAUCUUUCUUUCUUGAUGACUCAAGGAACUUCACUGAUGUUGGAGGGGGUGUCACUGGAUGCCGUGGAUUUCAUUCUAGUUUUCGUCCAACACAUGGCGGCUUGUCACUGAAUAUGGAUGUUUCAACUACAAUGAUUCUUACUCCUGGACCGGUGAUUGAUUUUCUGAAGUCCAAUCAAAAUGCACGUGAUGCUCGGUCUAUUGACUGGGUAAAGGCGAAGAAAAUGCUUAAAAACAUGAGAAUAAAAACAAGGCACAGCAACAGGGAAUUCAAGAUCACCGGGAUGAGCGAAAAGCCUUGUAAUCAACAACUGUUUUCUUUGAGAGUGAAAAAAGACGAUGGUACAUAUGAAGACCAGACAAUAAACAUUACAGUGCUUGAUUAUUUUACCAAACACCGUAACAUUGAACUUACUUACUCUGCGUACAUACCGUGCAUUGAUGUUGGUAAACCAAAGAAGCCAAGCUAUUUGCCUGUGGAGCUCUGUUCUCUUGUUUCACUUCAACGGUAUACAAAGGCAUUAUCUACACUGCAGAGAGCAUCAUUAGUUGAAAAAUCAAGACAAAAGCCUCAAGAGAAAAUGCGAGUUAUAAAUGAUGCUAUGAAAAAUUAUCAUUAUGAUGAUGACCCUCUACUAGCUUCAUGUGGAAUUUGUAUCGAGAAACAAUUUGCUCAAGUUGAUGGUCGUGUCCUCGAGGCACCAAAGUUGAAGGUUGGUAAUGGAGAAGAGUUUUUCCCUCGUAAUGGGCGAUGGAACUUCAAUAACAAGAAGGUUUUUACUCCCACCAAAAUAGAAAAAUGGGCAGUUGUCAACUUUUCUGCCAGGUGUGAUGCAAGUCAUCUUUCACGCGAGCUGAUAAAUUGUGGAAGGAAUAAAGGAAUUCUUAUUGAUCGCCCAUUUUCACUAAUGGAGGAAGACCAACAUAAUCGAAGAUGUGGCCCUGUAGUACGUGUAGAAAAGAUGUUUGACCAUAUUUUAGCAAAGCUCCCGGGUGCUCCUGAGUUUCUCCUUUGCAUAUUGCCAGAGAGGAAAAAUUCUGACAUAUAUGGUCCUUGGAAGAAAAAAUGUUUAAGCGACUAUGGAGUUCCCACACAAUGCAUGUGUCCUGUUAAGAUCACUGACCAAUAUCUCACAAAUGUGCUUUUGAAAAUUAAUUCAAAGCUUGGUGGGAUCAAUUCUCUGUUAGCAUUAGAGCAGCCAUCUCGCAUACCCCUCAUACAUGAUACUCCAACAAUGAUAAUUGGAAUGGAUGUUUCUCAUGGGUCACCUGGUCGGUCGGAUAUCCCCUCAAUUGCUGCGGUUGUUGGAUCCCACUCAUGGCCAUUGAUAUCAAGAUAUAAAGCGUCUGUUAGGACUCAAUCAUCAAAGGUGGAAAUGAUUGAAGGUUUGUUCAAACCACAAGCAGAUGGGACAGAUGAUGGCAUAAUGAGUGAACUACUUGUGGAAUUUUAUCAAACAAGCAAUCACCGCAAACCAACUCAAAUUAUAGUAUUCAGAGAUGGAGUGAGCGAAUCCCAGUUCAAUCAGGUGCUGAACAUUGAGUUGGAUCAGAUGAUCAAGGCUUACCAGCAUCUUGGUGAGGUUGACGUUCCAAAGUUCACAGUGAUUGUGGCUCAAAAGAAUCACCACACAAAGCUCUUCCAAGCAUCAGGCCCUGAAAAUGUCCCUGCCGGUACCGUAGUAGACAGUAAUGUGGUGCACCCAAGAAACUAUGACUUCUACAUGUGUGCCCAAUCAGGAAUGAUUGGAACUUCUCGUCCUGCCCACUACCAUGUCUUGCUUGAUGAGAUCGGUUUCUCUCCCGAUAACCUGCAGAAUCUGAUCCUUACGCUAUCAUACGUGUAUCAAAGAAGUAGCGCUGCAACUUCAAUCGUGGCGCCGAUUUCUUACGCCCAUCUCGCAGCCCAACAAAUGGGCCAGUUUUUGAAGUUCGAAGAUUUACCCGAAAACACAUACGGAAAGGACAGCCUGACUUCCGUAGGACCUGUACCUGUUCCCGAGCUGCCAAAGUUGCACGAAGAUGUCCAGGGCUCCAUGUUCUUUUGUUGAAAGGUGUGAACUAUUAUUCGAUUACUAUAACAAAAAUACCCGCUAGUUUCUAGUACUCUUAUUGGUAGUUCAGUAGAUGUAAAUCCCGUAAAACGUAAAUGGUCCCGCUAGAUGUCAUACGAACGAAUGCUUGUAAAGACAACUCGGUGACGAUCGG